GCCAAGAUACUACCUCGUUGAUACUUGAACCGGAACUUUGAUACUCAACUGUGUAUCGCAUUUAAAAAAAAGGAGGAUGGAAUUGUUUUCGGAAGUAUGUACACCAGAGCAAAGGUGUCUGUCUUUAGGAAGAACUUGUGAGGAAUUGGUCGAACUCCGUGAAAAACUACGGGAGUGGCUGAUAGCAUGUCCAUAUCUUCCUCAAGAGAUAACUGACCAAAAAUUGGAAAUACUUCUGCUGAACUCAAAAUUGAGUAUAGAACGAGCAAAGGAACUUGUAAAUAUGCACUAUACUUUGAAGGCCAAUUUACCUGAAAUUUUCACUAAUAGAGAUCCGGUUUCUAUAAUCAACGCUAAACUUCUUGAUUACUUGUCUUUUGCUAUCCUGCCAAAAUUAACACCAGAGAAAUAUAGAGUCUUCAUAACACAAGUCAGGAUUCAAGACAGCAAAGAGGACUUCGAAAUAAAUGUUUGGGAUUAUCAUAAGUACAUUUAUAUGAUGGUUGAUAUGCGAAAUACGGUAGAUGUGUGUAUGGGAGAUAUUUACGCUUUUGACCUUGCAGGAGCGCGAAUGAACCAUUUCCUCUCUUUUACGCCAUCCGUACUGAAGAAGAGUGAAAUGAUUGUCACGAAAGGCUAUGGUGCAAAAAUAGCAGGAAUUCAUUUCAUCAAUGCUCCUAGCUCUAUGGACUUUUUCAUCAAUGUGCUCAAGGCUACAGUAAAAGCAAAAAUUUUUGAAAGGAUUAAAGUUCAUUCAUCUCUUGAGUCUUUUUACAACUACGUACCAAAAUCCAUACUACCUGCGGAUUAUGAUGGUGACGAAAUUUCCAUGGCUGAAAUUCAAAAGAAGUGGCACAAGAGUAUGAUAGAAUGGACAGAUUGGUUUAAGAAAGAAGAAGCUCUUGUCCCGAAUGAAUCUCUUCGACCUGGACCAUCAGUCAACCCAGACAACCUUUUUGGAACUUAUGGUUCUUUCAGACAGUUAGACGUCGAUUAAGCUCUUGUAAUUUGUAAAAAAUAAACAUUAGGGACUAACUAAAUCAAUCGAUUUCAAGAUAGCAGGAAGAUAGACUAAUGUUAAGAGUUGGCGAUUUACAAAUUAUUUUCAAUCCUUACAUUAAAUAAUAUGAUAG
This is a messenger RNA of Belonocnema kinseyi, 1133 nucleotides long. RefSeq names its product alpha-tocopherol transfer protein-like. The transcript has 8 exons. Bases 77 to 997 code for a protein of 306 amino acids. The record is from RefSeq and is a predicted model, not a curated record. Gene Ontology annotation, molecular function: phosphatidylinositol bisphosphate binding. Gene Ontology annotation, cellular component: membrane. Lineage: Eukaryota; Metazoa; Arthropoda; Insecta; Hymenoptera; Cynipidae.